UUUAUUAUUAUUCGAUCGGGCGAGCAAGCGGGGGAAAACGGGCUACUGUGGAGAAAGCACAAUGUCAGCGACCUUCCCCGGACUAGUCCACGACGCAGAGAUACGUCACGACGGAUCAAACAGCUACCGGCUGAUGCAGCUCGGCUGCCUCGAGUCCGUGGCCAACUCCUCGGUCGCCUACUCCUCCUCCUCCCCGCUCACCUACCCGGCGGCGGCGGGGACGGAGUUCGCCUCGCCGUAUUUCUCGGCCAAUCAUCAGUACACGCCCCUUCACCACCAGUCCUUCCACUACGAGUUCCAGCACUCCCACCCGGCCGUGGCCCCGGAGGCCUACGGCCUGAACUCGCUGCACUCGGGCCAGUACUACCAGCAGAUCCACCACGGAGAGCCCGCAGACUUCAUCAACCUGCACAACGCGCGCUCGGCCCUCAAGUCCUCGUGCCUGGACGAGCAGCAGCGGCGCGAGCUGGGCUGCCUCGACGCUUACCGGCGCCAUGACCUGUCGCUGAUGACGUCACACGGCUCCCAGGCCUACGGCGUCGGCAUGCACCACCCGGACCAGAGGCUACUGCCCGCCGCCGGCCUGGGCCUCCCUCCGCCCGGGGCAGACGAUCUGCAGGGCUCCGUGGAGGCGCAGUGUGGGCUCGUACUGAACGGCCAAGGGGGCGUCAUCCGGAGAGGGGGAACGUGUGUGGUGAACCCUACAGAUUUGUUCUGCUCAGUACCGGGCCGCCUGUCACUGCUCAGCUCCACCUCCAAAUACAAAGUCACCAUCGCUGAGGUGAAAAGAAGACUGUCGCCACCAGAGUGCCUCAACGCCUCCUUACUGGGUGGUAUACUGCGCAGAGCUAAAUCUAAGAACGGUGGCCGGUGUCUUCGUGAAAAACUAGACCGCCUGGGCCUCAACCUGCCGGCAGGACGGAGGAAAGCUGCCAAUGUCACACUGCUCACUUCCCUGGUGGAAGGUGAGGCGCUCCACCUGGCGAGGGACUUUGGCUACACCUGUGAGACAGAGUUUCCCACAAAGGCAGUGGGUGAACAUUUGGCAAGGCAGCACAGUGAGCCAAAAGAAACCAGCGCACGCAAGAAAAUGGUGCUGGCUACAAAGCAAAUCUGUAAGGAGUUCCAGGACUUGUUGAGCCAAGAUCGUUCUCCUCUGGGCUCCUCCAGACCAACCCCCAUCCUGGACCUGGACAUCCAGAGACACCUCACACACUUCAGUCUGAUCACCCACGGGUUCGGCACGCCGGCGGUCUGCGCGGCUCUCAGCACCUUCCAGACGGUCCUGAGCGAGAUGCUCAACUACCUGGACAAACACUCGAGUGGGAAAACCAGCGGGCCGGCCGACCAACAGAUCAACAACAGCUCGGAAAAGACGCCGCUCCGGAAAACAGCCGAGCCCCAGAGCAAAGACGGAAAAACAGAAAAGACUGAGUAG
Messenger RNA from Myripristis murdjan (pinecone soldierfish), 1438 nucleotides. It is a transcript of the gene tfap2d, whose product is annotated as transcription factor AP-2 delta (activating enhancer binding protein 2 delta). The record is from RefSeq and is a predicted model, not a curated record. Gene Ontology annotation, cellular component: nucleus. NCBI's taxonomy places the organism in Eukaryota, Metazoa, Chordata, Actinopteri, Holocentriformes, Holocentridae. The transcript has 8 exons. Gene Ontology annotation, molecular function: RNA polymerase II transcription regulatory region sequence-specific DNA binding; DNA-binding transcription factor activity, RNA polymerase II-specific. Bases 62 to 1438 code for a protein of 458 amino acids. Gene Ontology annotation, biological process: anatomical structure development; regulation of cell population proliferation; regulation of transcription by RNA polymerase II.